AUGUAUAAUUCGACAGUGAACUUUACUACACCAGAAGCGCCUAUCAACUCCACAUCUCUUUUUAUUGAGCUAAUAUGGAGUUUGGAAAUUUGUAUACAAAGCUUUGGUUUAUUGUUUGGUCUUCCCGCACACUUCUAUGUUAUAUAUCUCAUCAUCAUCACAGAAUCAGGAGGCAGAAUCCCAUCCGAGUUCUUCAUCCUCAACCUCUCUGUUUGUGAAACUGUUAACUGUCUGAAUUGUUUGGUUACGAUACUGUCAACGUGGUUUUUAAGUCUCAAAAUGAUAGUACAGUUCAUAACAGGAUUAGGCAUCACCGGUCGUCCUCUGUUUCAGUGUCUGAUCUGUGUCGAGCGUUACCUGGCUGUGGUUCAUCCUGUAACCUUUCUGAAGUACAAACCUCUCAGAUAUAAAGUCAUCUGCUGCACUGCUGCCUGGAUCAUCGGUCUUGGUUCCUGUUUGUGCCACAUCUUUAUUUCAGCCAUACAAGACUCUGUUGGACAGGCAUGGUUCUUCUCGAUUCAGUUCCUCGUCUUUCUCUCCGUUCAGUUGUUUUGUUGUGUGGCUGUUCUCAGAGCUCUGAAGCAGUCAGGACCAGGAGAGAGAGGGAGAGAGAGAGAGGAGGAAAACCACAUGAAGAGAAGAGCGUUUCAUCUCAUUCUCAUAACUAUUGUCAGCACAGUUAUCAUAUACAUUCCAAUUAUUUUGACCGGAGUUUGUUUUGUUCUCAUACAGCAGGCAAUUUCUCAGACAGUUUGGCUUCCUUCUGCUUUUUGUUAUAUUCUCGCUGGUUUUGUUCAGUCUAUUCUUUAUCUUUACAGAGCUGGAAAACUCCCCUGCUUCUGUUUUUCAAAAACCAAAGGAAAAUGUUAA
Molecule: messenger RNA, 870 nt
Organism: Paramisgurnus dabryanus
Lineage: Eukaryota; Metazoa; Chordata; Actinopteri; Cypriniformes; Cobitidae
Source: RefSeq, a predicted model, not a curated record